AAAUAAUUUAAUUUUUCUUAUGGCAACACCAUUUUUCACAGUGAAAGUAUGAAUAACUAUUUAAAUUUAAAAGGACGUACCUGCUUAAGAUUUUAUUCGUGCUUAUGCUGAAUAUUUGAAAAAAAAUAACAAGAUCAAAAUUCCAGAAUGGGGUUCAAUUGUAAAGACAGGACUUGGUAAAGAAAUCUCACCAAUUGACUAAGAUUGGAUGUAUGUUAGAGCUGCAGCACUUGCUCGUAAAAUUUAUGUCAGAGGUCACUGGGUAUGAAAUUUUAAAUUACAAAACAGGGAGUUGGAAAUCUCACUCAUAUGUUUGGUUCAGUUAAUGAUAAUGGCAAACAUGAAUCAGGAUCAGGAAAAGUCAUUAGAUACUUGCUUCAAUAAUUAGAAGCUAUUAAAGUUUUAAAGAAGGAUAACAAGUCUCUUUUAAAAAAGGGAUCAAGAAUUGUUACAAAAGAAGGAUAAUAAGACUUAAAUAGAAUUGCAACUCAAGUUGCCUUAGCAGCCAGAAAAUGAUUGAUAUAACAAUACAAUACAUAAGUACAUUAUAUAAUAAAUAAAGUUAAU
Molecule: messenger RNA, 567 nt
Organism: Paramecium primaurelia
Lineage: Eukaryota; Ciliophora; Oligohymenophorea; Peniculida; Parameciidae
Source: the annotation of a GenBank genome assembly